Molecule: messenger RNA, 431 nt
Organism: Mya arenaria
Lineage: Eukaryota; Metazoa; Mollusca; Bivalvia; Myida; Myidae
Product: antiviral innate immune response receptor RIG-I-like
Exons: 3
Coding region: 119-388 (89 amino acids)
Cellular component (GO): cytoplasm
Source: RefSeq, a predicted model, not a curated record
CAUCUUCGUUGUAACAGCGCAAAUAUUUGUAAAUGCUUUAAGAGCAAAGAAAAUUGAAAGCGUCGGCGUUUUCUCUCUGAUAGUAUUCGACGAAUGUCACCACUCAAACAAACAAGACAUGUAUAAUGAAAUCAUGAGCCGAUAUAUUAACAUAAAACUGUGGGGAAACGUUUAUUCUUCACAACUGCCACAAAUUGUUGGACUAACUUCAUCGUUGGGUGUUGGUGGAAGGACGGAGUGGGACCAAGGUCUAAAUCACAUGAAGAAACUAAUGGCUAACAUUGACGCAAAAUUCCUCUGCACUGUGAAAACGCCACUUACAAUUGUGGAAUUGAAAAAGUUUGUGAACCCGCCGGUUGAAGAUCAAACUUUGCUUUCCCGGAAAUGAUGUUCUCAAUUUGAACGUUAAUUCUACAUGACGAUUUCAAGUA